Cyprinodon variegatus (sheepshead minnow) is the source of this 742-nucleotide messenger RNA. RefSeq names its product zinc finger CCCH domain-containing protein 3-like. Gene Ontology annotation, molecular function: metal ion binding. The coding region runs from base 230 to 742 and encodes 170 amino acids. Lineage: Eukaryota; Metazoa; Chordata; Actinopteri; Cyprinodontiformes; Cyprinodontidae. Gene Ontology annotation, cellular component: nucleus. The record is from RefSeq and is a predicted model, not a curated record. The transcript is spliced from 6 exons.
AGAUACUGUCUCUACAUCCCAUCUAAGCCCCGCCUCCAAGCGAGUGUUCAGGACACGCUACAAGAUAGUGACCCGUCCGGGUACCAGUGGUGUGCAGACUCCGCAGCACAACCCAGCGCUCACCUGGCGAGCAAGGAAGAUUCAGUCAGCAAGGACUUUCCUCCAAAACCGCCUCCGAGGUCCCCACGACAGGCACCAGGCAUCCGGGCGACGCUGGACUGGGCCCGAAAUGUGCUGGAUCCGAGGCUCUCUGUACCGGGUGUCUGCCAAUAAGCUUUCCCGCACAGUGGCGCCACACACAUCGAUUGACCGGAGAGGAAAGUCCUCCAGUCCACACACGUCUCCUGCCCUGACCCGUCAUUUAGCCAGUCGUGCAGUCCAGCGGAGCAUUGCCAUCAUCAGACACGCUCGUCAGAAAAAGGACCAAAAGCAGUUCUGCAUGUAUUACAACCGCUUUGGCAAGUGUAACCGUGGCACAAGCUGUCCCUUCAUACAUGAUCCGGACAAAGUGGCUGUCUGCACCAGGUUUCUGAGAGGGACAUGCAAGCAGGCGGAUGGGACAUGCCCAUUCUCCCACAAGGUUGCCAAAGAGAAGAUGCCAGUGUGUUCAUACUUUUUGAAGGGAAUCUGUAACAACAGCGACUGUCCCUAUAGCCAUGUCUACGUGUCUCGUAAGGCUGAAGUGUGCGAAGACUUUGUCAAAGGCUACUGUCCCGAAGGAGAGAAGGUAAAAACCCAGUAA